AUGACCUUCCUCCCGCGCCAGGAUGUUCCGAGGUGGCAACGUAAUCACGUUGGCCGAAGGCGUAUCAGAGUACUGAGAGUCAGUGCUGGCGUACUUCUGAUGCUCUCAGUAUGGUGGCUUUCACACGAUUACGCGAUGACAUUACUUCGCUCGACGACGUUGGAAGACGAGGCGAUCAUCGAAAUCUCUCCAGUCUCAAUGAGUUUGAUUCCACCUCGAAUAUGGCAAAUAAUGUUCCCCAAAGCCGGAUCAAGCGACCCUAUUACGCCGGACCAGCUUGGAGAUACGGCUUCGUGGCUUGCGCUGAACCCAGACUUCAGCUACACUCUUAUAGGUCCCAAGGGCGCCAACGACUUAAUCUUGGAAGCCUUUCCAGAACAACCCCAGGUAGUCAAGGUGUUCGAGGACCUGCCAAACGUGGCAAUGAAGUCUGAUCUGCUGCGUUACGGUGUUCUCCACACUCACGGAGGUGUUUACACAGACACUGAUACUGUAGCUAUCAGAGGAGUCGACCAAUGGAUCCCAGCCGAUAUUCGAGAUCAAGUUCGGCUUGUUGUCGGGAUCGAGUACGACCGCCGGGACGACCGUCCGUGGCCUGGCAUCUUCCACUGGGUCCAAUUCUGCCAGUGGACCAUCGCCGCCGCCCCAGGCCACCCUGUCUUCGAGGGCAUGAUAGCACGGGCGUUACGCUCCAUAAUGGAGCUUGCCAACCAAGGGGAGCGGGCUUUUGUCGACCUACACUUGUCGACGUUGGAAGUCAUGAACUCCACAGGUCCUGCUGCUUGGACCGAGAUCGUCUUUGAACAUUUACAAGCGUUUGAUCCAUCCUUGAACACAACAGCCGAUCUCUCUUAUAUGGAAGAGCCCACAUUGUUUGGGGACAUUCUUGUCUUGCCGAUUGAUGGCUUUGGAAUGGGUCAGCAGCAUUCGCAUAGCUCCAAUGAUGGGAGCGUUCCGUCGGCAGCGUUAGCGAGGCAUCUCUUCCGUGGAUCCUGGAAAGAUGAUUGGUGA
This is a messenger RNA of Emericellopsis atlantica, 1011 nucleotides long. RefSeq names its product glycosyltransferase family 32 protein. Gene Ontology annotation, molecular function: alpha-1,6-mannosyltransferase activity. Gene Ontology annotation, cellular component: mannan polymerase complex. Lineage: Eukaryota; Fungi; Ascomycota; Sordariomycetes; Hypocreales; Bionectriaceae. Gene Ontology annotation, biological process: protein N-linked glycosylation. The coding region runs from base 1 to 1011 and encodes 336 amino acids. The transcript has 2 exons. The record is from RefSeq and is a predicted model, not a curated record.